Messenger RNA from Gadus morhua (Atlantic cod), 1175 nucleotides. RefSeq lists its product as uncharacterized. Gene Ontology annotation, cellular component: IPAF inflammasome complex; NLRP3 inflammasome complex; AIM2 inflammasome complex. The transcript is spliced from 6 exons. Lineage: Eukaryota; Metazoa; Chordata; Actinopteri; Gadiformes; Gadidae. Bases 312 to 1175 code for a protein of 287 amino acids. The record is from RefSeq and is a predicted model, not a curated record. Gene Ontology annotation, biological process: signal transduction; proteolysis; regulation of inflammatory response. Gene Ontology annotation, molecular function: cysteine-type endopeptidase activity; protein binding.
GUGUGUGUGUGUGUGUGUGUGUGUGUGUGUGUGUGUGUGUGUGUGUGUGUGUGUGUGUGUGUGUGUGUGUGUAAAAACAGCGACCCCCAGUCUCAUUUGAAGUGCAGAGACCUCGAGCGCCGAGACAGCAGAGCCGCAAGAGAAGCGCUCUGCAACAGACGGGGAAUGACGUCACGGGAAGGAGCCGCUCACCCCGCCGCUGCAGGAAAGAGGAAGUUUGACGUAAAAACGAAAGUAGAUUGAUAUUGGUUCAUAUUGCAUCGGAACGACUUCACGUAGCGUAGGCCUACGUGAAGUCGAAAGGCGAAAAUAUGGCAGGAUUUGGAAGUGAAUAUAUGAAGGGGGAGACCGGGAGUGGGUCUGGGAAGCCGUCCUCACCUCCGUCACUCGAAAAGGAGAGUGGAGAAGAAAACAUGGGUGAGGUUCGAAGGGUCCGUUCUGAAUUCAUUCAGAGAGUUUCAUACCCAGUUAUCAAAGGUCUCCUGGAUGAUCUUUGGCAGCAGAAGGUGUUCAGUACUGAGGACAAGGACUCUGUGAUGGUGGAGCAGAGGUUCAGAGCAGACCAAGCACGGCGUCUGAUUGACAUGGUGAUCGGUAAAGGGGAGAGAGCAAGUCAGAUAAUGAUCUAUUGUAUGAAGAUGAGGGACAAGCACUUAUACUCAACCCUGGGUCUGAUCCCUUCUCCUGCUGGGGACAUCAAGGCGGAAGUAGAGCUAAAGAGGCUUUUUUCAAGAGCCAGAGACAAGAAAACCCGCUCUGCAGGGCAGGAUCUGUCUUAUAAGCAGCUCAUGGAGGUGGCCGAAACACUGGGACAGGAAUGGGAGCAGGCGGCACUCCACCUGGGGCUGAAGACCAAAGAUCUAGACAACAUCAAGGCAGAACAUAGACCUGUGGCCAUGCAGAAGCAGAAGAUGUUGUUGCUGUGGAGGCGCCGAAGACCACCAGGAGAGGCCACAGCUCAGGACCUGCUGAGAGGUCUGGAGGACCUGGAGGACCUACCGGUCUGGACUCGUUUUUUAUUGGCAGGACUUGUACAGAAUCAAUCUAAACCUGUUAAGAAGAAGCCGUCAAGCAGUAGCGGACAGGAGAGCCGUCCUGGUGAGCUGUCCUCGUCUCCGCCCCUCAAAAUGCCGGCUAGUGACUGGACGCUGGUGCAGUCUGCAACCUGGGAGUGA